Molecule: messenger RNA, 5563 nt
Organism: Saprolegnia diclina VS20
Lineage: Eukaryota; Oomycota; Saprolegniomycetes; Saprolegniales; Saprolegniaceae
Exons: 1
Coding region: 8-5407 (1799 amino acids)
Source: RefSeq, a predicted model, not a curated record
GACGACCAUGACCGCGGUCCAUCCGGUCGACCCGCUCGCGUCCGCCUCCAUGAUCCUGCCGCCGCGCCGCGCCACGACCAUGAUGGUGCUCCACGACACGGGAUCGAUGACGAGCCGCGCGUGGUCGGUCGCAGGCGCCUUGUACCUCGUCGGCACCUCGGUCUUGAGCAUCUACUUUGUGGACCUUUUGGGCCCGAGCAUGACCAACGACCUCUUCUGGGCGGGCUUCAACACAACAGGCACGCAGUCGUUUGUCGCCGACGCCUUCAAUCGGGCGCUCACCUCUGCGACGAACGUCUCGACCGCGCUCGAUUUACGCAGCCCCGGCCUCUUCUUCAACAGCGACUACAGCAGCAGCGUCAACCAGGUCGGCGUCAACCCCUCGUAUAUUCGGAGCGUUCUUGAUACCAUGACGCUACCCGACGCUGUCCGUGGGCUCCGCGCCGUCACGAUGGACUAUGCGCUCUGGCUGCCGACGCAAAACUGCUGGGUCGAUUUGGAUCGUCGCUGGGAGCUUGCCCACACGCUGUGGCGCCAAGCCCGGUGUGCUGCGUUGGAUGGCGACAACGCGGCCGUGUACCUCGAGGCGCUACUUCGUAAUGUCGACUGGAACGACUGGGUGAGCACGGCGGGCUCGGGCUUUCAAACGGCGAUUCUCGACGCAGUAUUACAUGAUGCCGAUGGCCCGGCGUGGGUGACGGCUACGGCGAGCGCCGCCUCGUCGGUCGACGACGAAGUCACGUACUGGGCGACGUAUAAUCUACGCCGGUUUGCACUGCAUUGGCACAACCUCUGGCAAGGCGGUAUCACGGAGACCGUUGUGAUCGCGAAUGCCCUCGGCAUGGAGCAGAGCAUGAGCAUCAAGAAUCUGCCUCGGGUCGCGCGCGACUUUACGUGGACGAGCCUCAACUGCUACUGGGCGUUCUUCAACGAUCUCUGGGCGGCCGGCGUCCAGGGCGUCUCACUGGUGCGUGUGAACGGGAGCCAAGUCAACUUUGAAGCGGUCCAGGGCUUCAACCCGGCGGCGCUGCCCAUCGCGCUCUUGCAUACGCAUGUUGGUCCACUCCUCUCGAUCGACAUGCGGUACGUGCCACUGCCGCGCGAACUCGCGUCGCUGCUCGCAACGUACAAUGCUGUCUUUGGGCACGCGAGUAUGGCCAACGCCGCCUUUCAGCGACUCGCUCCGUGGGUGCACAGCGAACGCAUACUGACGAAUAUCGCACCGCCGUCCUGGACAACACCAGGGCUAACGUACGUGGGCGGCAGUCCUUUUUGUACGAGUGGUGCCGCCAAGCAUUUUGUGCAACCCAGCUUUGGCUUUUACGACACGUGUGGUGACGCGACACCCAUGACGCUGCGCUAUACGAUUCUCAGCUUUGUGUUUGCGGCUCUGGGUGCUUCGAGCGCCCAAUCGUCGGCGCCUCUGCCGCGUGAGCUCUGCGGUGGGUCGACCAACGACGACGAAUGCUUCAGCGACAUUGCGGCGGCCGCGGCACUGCUAGCGUCGUUGGAAGGCACGUCCGACCUCGUCUCGGCCGCCGCUGUCGUGUCGCGCGAAGUGGCAACCCUUCAAGUCGAGGUCAUGCAGUUUGCGAUGGUCAAUGGCUCGGACCCAAUCUUGCUGCAUCAGAUGUUGAUGGAAUGGGGUGUCUUUGGCUGGGUGCACCUCUACGACUGGGCGAUCGGGACGCGGGAAGUGGUCAAGUUCGAAGGUGACGUUGGUUCAAUGACGCUCAUCUCGACAGCCGUACCCCCGAUUGGCUUUGACGCCAUGGCGCUGGAAGUGCCCCGGAGCACGUGCAACUAUCUCUUGUACAUUGCUAUUUACUCGACCGCUGUCCUGGGCUUUGUCGCGGCAUUUGUGCUCCUGCGCUGUUUUUGGAUCGAGUUUCGCAUUGCGGGUCGCAACCUCUUCUUCUUCAACCGCGUCGCCGCCUUUGUUUGGGUCGGCCGCCCCGUCUUUCUCGUGCGAGGUGUCACAGCCAUCAUCCUUCUAAGCACAGCGCCCAUGACGCUAACACCGCGCCACGGCUGGACCGGCCUCGCCUUUGAGACGCGGUCCUUUCUUGAGACGGCGGUUUUGACGGGCGAAGUCGCUUGGCUCUCGUACGUCCUUGUUGACAUUCUCCUUGUUGUCUUCCCCGAGAACGCACCUCAGUACGCACCGUUGAGCGCAGCCUUGACGUGGGUUGGUAUCCUUCUCUAUUCGAUGUUGAAUCCGGUGUGGCCCACGGCGUCAUUGGCUCGGACCUGCGCUAGCGUCAACUUGGAUGCCCAGCUGCUCUGCGUGAGCGGUCGACUCGACAUUGGCAGCUGGGUGCGCACACAGCAUGUUAUUGCACUCAUCUUUGGGGCUCUGCUACUGGCGCUGCUGCUCGCAACACUGCGAAAGCGAUCGCCAAGUGCCGCGGAAGCGUCACCGACCGUCAUCCCCGCCGCAGGCGAAGCGUUCCUGAGUUUGCGCGUCUUCUCGAUCGACUACACGACAAAUUGGUGCAUGGACCACGCCAUUUGCGCAUUGUGCGGCCUCGUACCCUUCACGUUUCGCGGCGCCCACUACGUCUUUGACAUUAAACUCUGGGUCGUCUGGAAAAAGAAGCUCGCCAAGUCGACGCUGAACUUGCACUCGCCGUCCCUCGCUCUCCCCGCACGGCUGCCGGCGCCACGCUGGUCGUCGUCGCUUCUACCAUCUUCGCCCGUCGACGAGGCGCAGCCACUCGACACCUCGACGUGGCGCGGCUACUGCGUGAACCGUGUCCCAUGGAAUACGUUGAUGGUCGUGCUUGGCUGUGGCUACCUUCUACUGACGAUCGCUAGCAGCGUCGUUUUUAUCUCGGUCUCGGGCCAGAACCUCGCCAACGACUUUUUCUGGCCCGGCUUCAGCAGCACCGGCAUCGACGCCUUUCUUGGCAAUUGGUUCAACACGCAGCUGUUUUAUGCUGCUUUGCCCAUGACGUGGCGCCUCGACGACGUCGGGUUCGCUGAUGCAUUGCUCUACAAUGGCUCGACGACCUUGGUCAUGUCCCAGUCACUGUACAACAACGUCAUCUACAUGGAGACCCUCGCGAAUGACCUCGGUGCUGCGAUCGCCGGUCUCCGGAUGACGCCCCCGAGCACGCUGCCGUAUGUGUUUACCUCGUUUUGCUACCUCGACUUUGAGCGGCGCUGGGCCAUGGCCAACUCGGCGACUCGGCAGUCGCGGUGCGCAGCCUACCGUACGAACGGGGCGGUGUACCUUGAGGCGUUUGUUCGCAAUACCGACUGGGCGAGCUUCCAGCACACGUGGGGGGACGCCUUUGAGAUUGCGUUUGGUACCGACUUGAACACUAGUGCGGCCGGCAUGGCCUGGCGCUCCAGUAGUUGCGAUCCUGGCACGAGUGUUGCGGACGAAGUGCGACUCUGGACCAAACACGCGGUUUCCUCAUUCACGCUGCAGUGGCAAAACUACAAGCGGCUCGGCCUCUUUGAUUCGUUCGACGUCGAGACUGCGUUUGGCUUUCGCUACGCCAUGACGCUCAAGCACACCGUUGGCACGUGGGCGUGGCGCGACCAGACUUCGCUCAAGAUGUACUGGUCGUUUGGCGCCGACCUCAACGCAGUUCGCGACAACUCUUCGCUCUUGCACGAGCGUAGCCUGUUGCGCGAUAGCCCGCGCUUUGCCUUUGCGAAUGGGUCAAGCCUCGAAGACGUGAUGAGCCAGAACGGGACGCUGUCACCCCCGUUCGGUCUCGGCUUUGGGUUGGUGCGUGCACGCAUUGGACCCUUUGGGUCGAUUGACAUGCUGCACGUUCCUGUUCCGCCAGCGCUGCUGCGAUUGCAGCAGUUGUUCAGCCGGCUCGUGAGCACGAACCUCGCAACAAACGCUGCGGCAGCCGCGGCCUACAAAGCACUGGUCGUACCAUCGCUGUCACCAGUGCCCUCGACGUGGUUUACUCCGUCCAUCUUCAUCUUGGGAGGCAAUCCGCUUUGUGAUACGGGGGGCGUGCCCCCCACCCGCGACAUUCAGAGCUCGGGCUUGCGGGGGUUUUAUGGCGCGGCGGCAGUGUGCGGCUCGAACUUUGGUGAGUACAUUGCGCCGACGAAGAUGGAAGUCGUGUUUGCAGCUGCCGUCACGCAGCUCUCAGCGCCCUCGCUCAAUGUCUCGGAAAGUUGUGCCUUUGACGUACUCAGUCCGUCGACGUGUUCUGAAAUGGUCCUAGCCGCCGAGGCGUUUGUAAAGGUUAGCUUUUCGGCCGACCAAUUUCUUGAGCUUCAAGCUGCCGUCAACGCCGCCGCCGUCGCCGUUCAAGAAGCGCAUAUCGCGAUCGUACAGUACGCUCUCAACAGCUCAACACUGCAGCUCUUCUCGAUCAAUCUCCUCGAUCCAAGCGACAUGGAAUUUAUGCUUUUUGGCUGGUUCUUUCUCUGGGACUGGGCAACAGGGUAUCGGGAAGUCGUCACAUUUGUCGGUGACGAGGGUGCACUCAGCGUUCUCUCGACAACGACGACCACCACGAGCCUUGCACCAAACGCUCUCGAGAUCCCAAAGAAUCUCGCCCUCUUCUUGCGCAACGGUGUAUUGUACGUCACAUCGGUGCUCGUCGCUGUGAGUGUGCUCGUUGUACUUCACAUGCUUGGGAGUCGUGGCCAGAUCUCGGGCAGUCACCUCUUUGGCCUCAAUCGUGUUGCUGGUAUUGUUUGGGUGGGUCGUCCGCUGCUCCUUCUGCGCAGCCUCACGGCCAUGACUGUCCUCAGUACCGCGCGCAUCGACCUCGUUCAAACUGGCAUCGUCACGCUGUUUCGAACGACCGUCUCGAGCGCUGUGCUCACGAUUCUCAGCGCCGGCGAAGUUACGUGGUUCAUCUACGUUCUCAACGACGUUCUUAUGGUCUACACGCAGCAGUAUGCGCGCCUCUACAUGGUUAAAGCGUCAUACCUCACGUGGUUGAUCUCGGCCAUUUGGAGCUUUGUGUCGCCCGUGACGCACUCGGCCACCGUGACGCGGGCGUGCACAGUGUUGGACCUCAACCUCCAGCUGGUUUGUCGCAGUGGCGUCGUUCGCAUUGGCAAUGGCACGCGGUUCAUCGCGCUGACGCUGCUUUGCGUGAGCUGCCUCGUGAUGUGCUACUGGAUCGAGCGCUGGCGAUUUCCCAAAUUAUUGAACGACUCGCCCACGUCGCACCACUUGAGCUGCGAGGCAAAGUACCUCUUCCAGCUGAAAAAGUGGCAGUUCCAGGGCGUCUACUACUUGGACAAGGCGUCCGCGGCGAUGAACGGCAUGCUCAUUCUCUCGAUCGGUGACACCUUUCACGUCCUCGACAUUAAGACAUGGCGCCGCUUCCACCUCCGCGUACCAACGGCUCACUACAACGAGAUGGACACGAGCACGCGCCGCCGGCUGCAGCAUGCGUACCCUCUUGUGGAAUAACGCCAUCCAGAAAAGGCACAUAAGAACAGGUCUUACUUCCUUGUGUGCUCACCACAUUACCCAACGACGACAAUAACAGCCCAUGAACGGAUGCCUCAAAUGAAUAUGGCCCUAUCCAGCUAUCGUACAGGUCCACUAUCCAACUAUCUUGGGUCC